CCGUGGAAAUGGACAGAGUGUUAAAACGCGUGGGCCUUUCGAAAAGAACUCAAUCUGAGAUAAAGGCCCAAGAGCAGACCACUAGUGAGGAAAAAACGAAAAUACGCCGCCGCCGCAGGAGCAAAUCGCGACGGAGGUCUAGUCAGGAGAGUAAAAAAACACGCGGACUAUUUAAUAUUGAUUGGGAAUCGGUAAAAGACUGUAAAUCCUGCAAGUCGAGGGCCAUCACAAGGCGGUUUUGCAGCAAAAGAUGUGAUAAUGAGCUCUAUAGGUCCAAUAGUUUCAAGUUCGAACGAUUCAUCAGGGGCAGUGAGGAAGCCUCCACUUUGGGCAAAAAGAUUUCCUUGUGUGAUGAUUAUAGUCUACCAGUCGACAAUUUAGGAAAUAAGAGAAGACCCAAUAGUAUUGCAGUUCCUAGUCUCACCGAAUGGAAUAUCGCUAGUCCAAAUGAAGAAAAGAUUGAAAUUUUGGAGACAUACUCGACUCCGCGCGACUCAAGGCAACAGCUAAUUCAAGAGGAUAUUGAAACCAAAUGUUUUACCAGCCCUGAUCGAGAGUACUCGCAACCCUACACGACAGAGGGUUCUUCAGAAGCAACUUCCGAUGACGAGUUUUUCGGUCACCAGCACAUCUCUCUGACGAAGCCUCAGGAAUUGAAUUCGCCGGAUAGCAUAGCCGAGGCGAUCCUUCCUCAACUCAGUACACACUCGCCCAAUCGCUGCGACAUAAAAAGACACCCUUCGCCUUAUUACUACGCUGAUUUAUACAAAAACAAAGCCGACGAAUCAAAAACCUGUCCGGCAAAACUGCGCAAAGAUCCGAUCGUUCAGCCGAAACCGUCUCAGGAUGUUUUAGAAUCAAACCACUUGAGCAACCAAAAAAUCAAAUCAUCGCAUAGAAAAUACCGGAAAAGCUUUAGUCUAGAUAACCCAAAUUUGGAUAAACCAAUCCGAGCCAGGUCGCACAGUCGUUUGAAGUAUAAAAAAAGUUCGAGUGUUGACACACAAAGCACUGAUUCAAGGGAUGCGCCUAAUGAGGCGGUUAUGCCUCCGAAUAGACUGACUUCACCCUGUGCUUGUCUCACCCCCGACGAUGGCUUAGACGACGAAAUGACACGCCAAAGGCAUGUAUACGAAACCGCUUUUGACUGUCGCAUUAGCAAGUCUGAUGACGAUUUAGAUCAGAUUGACAAAGUAUCAAACCAUCCUGUCCUCGUACAAUUGAGUAACUCGAGGGAAAAUCGACCUGGGCCGUCCGUUGAUAGCAAUACACCACAAAACAGGCGAAAAGUCACACUACUUUGCCCCAAACCGAGCCAAGAGGACAAUAACUCUGUCGGCGCGCUCUCCCAGAAGCUGCAGGAAAUGCGCUUGCCAGAAGAAGCGUCUGUCGUUUCUGGGGCUUUGUCCUUGCCCUUGCGAGGUUACACACCAUCCCCUCCGUCCACUGCCCCUCUUCCGACAAAGUUUCCCGGUAAAGAACUGGUAAUGAACAGUAUUCGUAGUGCCCCGAAUUUGCCAUCGCAUCCGAAAAGUCGAUUAAAAGACUUGCAUCUUCCGGUGAAGUCUCUGAGAGGUCGUUCGUCUAAUAGUAGUAGUGGCAGUUUACAAAUCCAGAGAAGUGCUUUCGAUAUCGAGUUUGGUAACAGUAAGCUCAUCUCAGAAUUUAAAGGACGGCCUAGUCAAUCGAAAGAUGGUGACCAGGAGAGGAUUUUUAAAAUAAAAGACUGGCCGCGACAAGAGUUGUUGCUACUCAAGCGUCAUAAAGGGACUAAAGAGACUAUUUUGGAGUUCAAGGGUAGACGCAGGAGACACAAGUAUUCAAGUACGGAAAGCAUGACGGCUAGUAGUAGUGGCGGUAGCAUGGAAAGUAUUAAAAGUAGUACUAGUGAGGGUAAUAGGAGUACGACAAGUUCGGACAGCCGGCAAUCGUCGUCUCUCAGUUCCCACAGUUCGGAUAGUGGAGGAACAAAAGCUUAUUGUGGGACCCAAAAUUCAAGUUUUCUAGCUCACGCAAACAAACUCCAUAUUCUGAGCCCAAUUUCGGACAAAUCAUCUCAGGAACCAAUCUCAGAAACUUCCGACAACAAUCGAAACAACAACUCGCAGAAAUGCUCGCCGGAAGAAGUCGCAACUCCCGAAACUAUGAAAGUGAAACGCCGCCUACCUCAAAACAAAAAUUUAUUAAAUUUGGGGUUCCACACGGGUGAUCUCGAGAUCCAAGGUUCCGAUAGUGGAAUUUCAAUCCAAUCCCGCGAAGGUAUCAAAUCGCGCUUCGGGUUUACCGCUGUUGAAUUACCGAGUCAACAAGAUUUUUCCGAUUUGCCAUUCGAUAUGCCCAAAUUGCGACGCCGACGGAUGAUUACACAAGACGCGUGCACGUCAGGCAGUGCCACUUCGGUUGAUUUGAGAGAUUUGCCUUUCGAUAUGCCCAAACUGAGACGGAGGCUUAGAAUACAGCAGCCCAGUACUGAGUCAAGUGUCUCGCAAGCCUCGUCCAGUCAAAGUGUCAUCGAAGCUGACAGGCAAGUGUCUUCUUUCCGACCGAAGCUGACCCUGAAUUUGGGGGAGUUAGAUAUGCGUCAGCGUCCAGGCCUAGGAUUAUCUCUUGUUGGACUUGGAAUGAACUUGAAUAAUCCCGAAAACCCAUCAACAGCGGACGUCAUUGAUGUCAAUUUGCCACUGGAGAAGCAAGGAUGGUUCCACGGAGCUAUCACUCGCGUCGAGGCGGAGAACGUACUCAGGAUGUUACGAGAAGGGAGUUUUUUAGUCAGGAAUAGCGAAUCGACGAAACAGGACUAUUCGCUCUCGUUGAAGAGCGCUCGUGGUUUUAUGCAUAUGAGGAUACAGAAGGACGGCACCGAUGAGUGCUACAUUUUAGGACAGUUCAGUAAGCCGUUUCAUUCGAUUCCGGAAAUGAUCCACCAUUUUUGCAUAAACCGGCUGCCUAUACGAGGGGCGGAACACAUGUGUUUGUUACAGCCGGUCAUUGCGCAACUCUUGUGAUAAGAUAAGGUUUGCUUUUCUCUUAUAAAAGUACGACUUGUACUUUAUAAGACGCACAUUUAUUAAAGAAACGAUCUAUUUUUUCUGUAAAACGGUUUAAACAAAAUGGCUUCCACAUGAGUAGAGAAAAUGAGAUUUUUAUCUACAGUGUUAUUUGUUAUUGAUCACUUUUUAGUUUGCCGUAUGAGAUAUGGCAUCACUUUGUUAAGUAGUAAUUAGGGUUCGGAUAAUUUUAGAAAGGUUAUCCGGGCUCUAGUAGUACCUAAUAUGACGACGUGCAAUAUUUUGUUAGCCUACAUUGUUUUCAAAAUCGUUUAGUUUUGCGUUGUUUAGUUUAGGGGUUUUAGUACGGCUACAGAAACUAUAUUGCCAAAGAAAAUGACUGUGAAUAAAAUAUACAUACCUAUAUAUUAUAUACAUUUCAGUGUUAAGAGAAAUUAGUUAUAGGUGUAGGGUUUAGAUCAAUGUUUUAGCAUUAGCAUUCUAAGAAAAAACAAAGCAAAUAUAAAAGUACUUUAAUAUUAUAUUACAUUUCAAUCACAUUAACGCUCAUUACAACAUAAUAUCUAUUUUAGUAAGUAUAUUUAUUUCCGAUUUCUAUUAUUAAUUAAUCUUUCAAAAAUUGACUCUUAAAUAAUCUUUAAACUGUUCUAGAUGCUAUAUUAUUUACCAAUGUAAUAUAGUUUAGAGACUUUGUGAUGAAUGUGUUAAUAAGGGACUGAAUAAAAGUACGUAA
Tribolium madens (black flour beetle) is the source of this 3741-nucleotide messenger RNA. RefSeq lists its product as uncharacterized. NCBI's taxonomy places the organism in Eukaryota, Metazoa, Arthropoda, Insecta, Coleoptera, Tenebrionidae. The coding region runs from base 9 to 3005 and encodes 998 amino acids. Gene Ontology annotation, molecular function: phosphotyrosine residue binding. The transcript is spliced from 8 exons. The record is from RefSeq and is a predicted model, not a curated record.